This is a messenger RNA of Purpureocillium lilacinum, 948 nucleotides long. RefSeq lists its product as uncharacterized. Gene Ontology annotation, molecular function: phosphatase activity; inositol diphosphate tetrakisphosphate diphosphatase activity. The record is from RefSeq and is a predicted model, not a curated record. Gene Ontology annotation, cellular component: cytoplasm. Gene Ontology annotation, biological process: protein dephosphorylation. NCBI's taxonomy places the organism in Eukaryota, Fungi, Ascomycota, Sordariomycetes, Hypocreales, Ophiocordycipitaceae.
AUGGCCUCCAAGAGAAACUCACGCAUAUACGUCGACGAGACAAAGCACCACGAGGAAGGUCAAAAGACAAUCAUGUCUCGACCUCGCCGCGACUCCCGCGCAUCAGUCAAGGAGGACGACAUUCAGCAACAGUUUGCCCAAGCCUUUGAGGAACUCCCGCGUGGCAGCACGACAACAAGCGAGAGCUCUUCCUCGUCCGCAUCCUCUGCGUCGUCCAUUUUUUCGACGUCCCGAUCCCAAAGCAUCAAUAGCGUAACAUGGGAGCCGAGCAAUGCUGGCCCUGCAAGGCAGCAUGGCGAGCCGAUGACGGUCCCCAGCGCUGUGGCUGUCACUCGCCCCCAUGACUCUGCACUUGCCCCCGCCAGCGGCCGCCCUGUCAACUUUGGCAUGGUGAUCCCGGGCGUCUACCGCAGCAGCUACCCCAAACCGAGCGACUACGAAUUCUUGGAGGGUCUCAAGCUCAAGACGGUCGUCACGCUGGUAAAGAAGGACGAGUUGGACUAUGAUCUCAAUGCGUUCGCCACCAGAAAUGGCGUUCGGCAGGUCGUCUUCGACAUGAAGGGCACCAAGAAGGAGGCCAUCCCCCUGCCCACAAUGAAGGCCAUCCUAGAGCUUGUAUUGGAUCGCAGAAACCAGCCUCUUCUCAUCCAUUGCAACCACGGCAAGCAUCGUACCGGCUGCGUCGUUGCCGUGAUUCGCAAGUUGUCGGGCUGGCGCACCGAUACUGCCUUGGCCGAGUACAAGUCCUACGCCGAGCCCAAGGUUCGCGACUGUGAUGUUGAGUACAUCAGCUCGUUUCAGGCCUCGUCGCUUCCCCUCAGGUCUGACGUCGCGAGGACCAACCCGGUUCGCCUGCGAACCUUUUUCCGCGCCCUGGUCUUUUCGACCUUGGUCUUGGGCCUCUGGCUCGUUUCAAGCGCGCGACUGGCCUCUGCGGGCGACUCGUAG